GCCAAACCUCUGCUUUCGGGUGAGGGGAAAAGAGCAGAGGGGGGCUGGAAAGAGGAUCCCCCCCCCUUUCAAUUCAUUGGCCUCUCUGACAGACUUCACCAGAGCUGAACGCCGACAAAAUGAGAAGACACUGUUCCCAUUAAGCUGGAAAAACUGAAGGAAGUUUGCACUAAAGUCACAAAGGAGACCCAUGAAUCCAUUUCAAGCUGGUCUUCUGUGUGCUGUUCAGUCUAUAAACAGAUCUCUCUGAACAGUACUUCAAACUUUGGUACUGAGGAACAUUUCUUAUCCAGGACAGUGUUAGCCAAGGCCUGCUAAAAGCAGGAUACUGGAUACUGGAUUUGGCCAGGCUGUGUGCUGUUUCACCUGCGAAGUCUCCUGGAAUCUAAACAAUCUUGAUUCCUGUCCCGGCUGCAACACCCUGGCUACAUGCUGGAAUUCUUGAAUAGCAGGAAACCGGGGCUUGGCUUGUUUGUGCUAGGAAUCUGUGGACGCUGCAGAACAAAAUAAUCUUGGACUCACAAGGCCCAAAACUUGUACAAUUAAAAAGGGGGAAGUUGCAGGAAUUGAAAGGCAAACAGAGAAAAAAUGUUGCCAGGGCCUAUCUUGGGUCUUUUCUUGGCUAUGCUGAGCAUCCCAAGAACUACUGGUACGCUGUCCUGCAUUUGUGAGAAUCAAGGGUGUGCAUACAACACUUGCUCAGGAGAGGCAUGUUUUGUAAGCAAACAUCUGGAGGAAGGUGUCCUCAUCACCAGGAAAGGAUGCAUAGACCCCAGGUCUCUGAAUUGUCUAGGCGACAUCACAGAGAACUAUGGCACAAUAUGCUGCUUGUCCAAAAUGUGCAACAUGAAUCUCGAUGUCCAGCUGGCAGAGAAAGAACUGUCAGAAAAUGCCCAAUCCCAUCAGAAACUUCUCCUGCUUAUUCUGGUUCCACUGUUUGGCACUUUGAUCCUUGGUUUAUUGAUUGGGCUGUUUGUAUGGAAAGUGGUCCAGAGUCGCCGGAGACAAAUCCUUCUAGAGUCAGAUGAAUGGAGGGACAUGGAGGACUCCAUAUUAAAGGCAUCUGUGACUGGUGACAGUACCUUGGAAGGCUGGAUGAAUGAUGACUGCACCACUGGCAGUGGCUCUGGACUUCCCUUCCUUGUCCAAAGAACGGUUGCUCGGCAGAUUACUCUGGUUGAAUGUGUAGGCAAAGGGCGCUACGGGGAGGUAUGGCGUGGUUCUUGGCAUGGAGAGAAUGUGGCUGUCAAAAUCUUCUCUUCCCGGGAUGAACAGUCGUGGUUCCGUGAGACAGAGAUCUACAACACAGUGCUGCUGAGGCAUGACAACAUCUUAGGGUUCAUUGCUUCUGACAUGACUUCAAGGAACUCGAGCACACAGCUGUGGCUGAUCACUCAUUACCACGAGCACGGCUCCCUUUAUGACUACCUGCAGUGCACCAUUCUGGAUGUGGAGACCUGCCUGCGCUUGGCCUCCUCUAUUAUCUGUGGACUUGUUCAUCUACACGUGGAGAUCUUUGGCACGCAGGGCAAGCCAGCUAUCGCUCAUCGUGACCUGAAGAGCAGAAACAUCCUGGUCAAGAAAAAUAUACAGUGCUGCAUUGCUGACCUGGGUUUGGCAGUCAUGCAUUCCCAGAGCAAUGACUACUUGGACAUUGGAAAUAACCCACGGGUAGGAACCAAAAGAUACAUGGCGCCUGAAGUUUUAGAUGAACAGAUCCGUAUGGACUUUUUUGAAUCCUUCAAGCAGACAGACAUCUGGGCAUACGGUCUGGUCCUAUGGGAGAUAGCCCGGAGAACAGUUGUUAACGGGAUUGUCGAAGAUUACAAACCUCCCUUCUUUGACAUGGUGCCCAUUGACCCCAGCUUCGAAGAAAUGAAGAAAGUGGUUUGUGUUGACCAGCAGACACCCACCAUCCCAAAUCGAUUGUACUCUGACCCGACUUUGUCUGCCCUGGCUAAGAUCAUGAAGGAAUGCUGGUACCAGAGCCCCUCAGCCAGACUUACAGCUUUGAGGAUUAAAAAGACACUGAAAAAGCACAGUGAUUCCUUCGACAAACCCAAACAACACUUCUGACUGCAGUCACGGCCUCUGGGACCAGGGAUCAGAUUUCUGGCUGGUUGGCCCAGCAAAAAGUUCAAGGUCACUCCUUCACUUCUCAGUGCAGGUCCCUGGCCUGUGUCAGUGGUUACAGCAAACCAUGUUUGAAAUCUAGCCAAGAAGAUUUGGGGCAGGGGCCUCAUGUCAGGGAGUGAUCCUUUGCAGGAGAAGAAUCACAGAACAGAUGACAGCCAUGUAUUUCUGCUUCAGGCAUCUUUAAUUUAUUUUCUUUAACAAGGGGGGAGGGGAAACACCACCCACCUCUCCCAGCACAUACAUUAAUAUAAAUACCCUCCAGAUCUGUAACCUGACGCCAGCCCGUCUCGCCACCAACGCCUGCAAUAUGGGAGGGAUCGUACUUGGGAAAAGCACAGCCGCUCUGCCCAAAGGGGUGCUUCCUUGGAAACACCAAGCCAGGACCAUUCAUAAGCCAACUUUUAAAUAGAACCUGUGCAAUUUAUGUGCAUCUGUGUAGAUCUAUAAUAUUUGUGUGUGUGCGUAUGUUCAUGUGCACACAUGCAUGCAUAGAGGAGAAAGCAAGAGAACAGAUGUAAGGGGAAGUGCUCACAAAAGGGAGAUACAAUUAACAAAGACGGUCUGAUUUCCUGCUUGUCAUGUCUGGUGUUUCUUUGAUACGUGAUUGGUGACGUGUACACACACCGGUGAAUACUUAUGUGGAAUACCUCACUACAUUCACUUCUGAUUUCUUCCACAUUUUAUUAUCCAUUUGAAGACUGGUUAAAUCUGUGAGUUCUGUUCUCAGGGCCUCUCUGUUCUCCUGACAGUGGGCAAAAAGUGCCCCCCCCCCAAAAAAAUGCCUGCAUGAAACAGACCUAAGAAACAUGCAGUCCCCAUGCAGACAUCAUAUGCAACUCCUGUUUGUUUUCUUUCACCAUAGUUAGGUGGCAUAGCUGAAUUCCUGAACCAUGAUUAACUAUUGGACAGGAUGUAGAACCCUGGCAACUAACAGUUUUGCAAGCCUGGCUUGCAUUAAAUAUGUGCCAUGCAAAUCACAAGUAAGGCUUUUUCUACUGCUGGCUGUUGUGGGUUUUCCAGGCUAUGUGGCUGUGGGUCUGGUAGUUUUUGCUCCUAACGUUUUGCCCGCUCCUAAGGCUAGCAUCUUCAGACAAGUCAUGGUAAGAUGUGUUUCUGUCCUUGCCUCUCUUGCCUUCCUUGCCUCUCUGCUUCAUGUUCUCUUAUUGACAAGUUCAACCAUGACUUCACUGUACGUUUGAGAUGUGGUAGAAUUAAGGGAACAAAACGUUGUUAGUGUUAAUCAAACUGUCUGCUUGGGGCUUCAGUCAGGCUGUUGUGGUAUUACUUGCAGGGCAGCCCUUUUUGAUGUGACUCGAGGUUGUAUGAGGCAAACGUUCAUGAACAGCGCCCAUAAACAUCUGAACCCAGAAGAGACUUUUUAAUAGAGAGUUUCAACAGAUGCUAGAAGAAGCUAAUAAAACCUGUUCCCCGAUCUCUCUGGGAAUACCUGUGGAUAGAUUAAUUGUAGCCCGGUACCUUUAUCUCCUGGUUGAGGC
This is a messenger RNA of Sphaerodactylus townsendi, 3632 nucleotides long. RefSeq names its product activin A receptor like type 1 (gene ACVRL1). Gene Ontology annotation, molecular function: SMAD binding; transforming growth factor beta receptor activity, type I; ATP binding. Gene Ontology annotation, cellular component: BMP receptor complex; plasma membrane. The transcript has 11 exons. NCBI's taxonomy places the organism in Eukaryota, Metazoa, Chordata, Lepidosauria, Squamata, Sphaerodactylidae. Gene Ontology annotation, biological process: heart development; BMP signaling pathway; angiogenesis. The coding region runs from base 589 to 2076 and encodes 495 amino acids. The record is from RefSeq and is a predicted model, not a curated record.